GCAGCUGAAGAUUGUGUUCACCGGGCUCCUGUUCAGGAUAGUGCUCAGACGCAGGCUUAGCGACUACCAGUGGCUCGCCAUCUGGCAGCUUGCUUGCGGACGGGCAACCGUCAGCCAGAUCCCCAACAGGGAGCCGCAUGAGACAAAGGCCCCCUUCUUCGGCGUGGUGCUCUCUGUGAUAUCUUGCUGUUUGUCUGCUUUGGCGGGCAUCUACAACGAGAAGAUCAUGAAGGACAACUGCCAGUAUCAGCAUUCAUUGGCAGAAUCUGCAGCUCUACACGUGGGGCAUAUUCUUUUGUCUUAUCGGAGAUCGAUUUUCUCCCCGCGGUGGAAGCGCAUUGCAACCACAAGGUUUUUUUAG
Messenger RNA from Prorocentrum cordatum, 361 nucleotides. The record is from the annotation of a GenBank genome assembly. Lineage: Eukaryota; Dinophyceae; Prorocentrales; Prorocentraceae.